CUCGACAAGCAAGCAAGCAAGGAAGACGAACAAAAGCACAGUCAUCAACAACUUUGGCCAUUUCUCACUUCCCCACAGACUUGUUUCAAACAAGCAACGAAGAUGAGUGACAAGUCGUUGCUGUUGCAUCGCUUGGUGUGGGCGAACCAGCACGAUCGACUUGCACACACCCUCGCCUCACAGCAGCUGGAUCUGGAGGAAAAAGACAACUAUGGACGCACGCCCUUGCGCUUGGCCGUGUGUCUCCAACACACGGAAUGCGCACAGCACUUGUUGGAAGCAGGCGCUGAUGUCACCACCCAGGACAAGGAAGGCUGGACAGCGGUGCACGACGCAACGGCAUGUGGCAACGGCAACCUGCUGGCUGCGAUUCUGCUCAACCGGCAGUACUGGCUGCAGUCCGUGUCGGAGCACAGCGUGCCGCAGCUGCUGACUAUCUUGGACGAUGCGCCCGACUUCUCCGUCGACCUCAAGUGGAACUUCAGCUCGUGGGUCCCGUUCCUCUCCGGCCUCUGCCCAGACGACACCGUGCAUAUCCACAAGCGCGGCAUGCGCGUGCGCAUGGACAUGACGCUACUUGGCUUUGAGAACAUGCGCUGGAUCCGUGGCAACCGCACCAUCAUCCUCAAGGCCACGCCUCGCUCCGACGACGGCCGAAACGUCGAUGUCGACAUCAUCAACGUCGACCACGACACGCGCACAUGCUUCAUCGAGACGGUGCAGGACUUGGCAGGUGCCACCGACACGCCCGCCAGCGCCGACAGCCCCGGGUUUCGCCAGGAGCUGCGCUCUCGCCUCGACAGCCCCGUCACCACCACCGUCAUGAACCAUGAGCAGGUGUCGUUCCACAGGGCAAAGGCCGGCGUGUGGGGCUUCCAACGCGACCGUGUGGACACAAUUGGCGGCUACGAAUGCAGCGUCUUUGGCACCAGCGGCAUUGAGUUUAUCACCAAGCAGAGGGUGGAGCAUCUGCCGAAAUCGCAUCCAGCGCGCAAGAAGGCAAAGGCAUCAGUGAUGAGCCGACUGGUGAACAUCGGAGACGAGGAGGAGGAGGAUGAUGAUGAUCAUGGUGAGCAGGACGGUGCAACGGGUGCCAAGGGCGAUGGCAGUGACGGUGAUGAUGGUGGCUCGCGUGGUGGCAUCUUCUCGUGGCUGGUCAGUCGAUCCAAGCAGUCUGAUGAUGAGGAGGAUGAGAAUGAGGAUGGUGACGAUGACGAUGAUGACGAUGACGAUGAUGAUUACGGCCACGACGAAGAGACGGCGCUUGUGAGAGAUGACGGUGCGACAACAGCAUCCAGCGCAAAGAAGACGAAGGCGGGCGCGACCAAGAAGAAGUGGAACGAAGUGUUGUCGUUUGAUGAGUACAACACAGGCACGCUGCACAAGGACAAACUUGGUGCACUUGCCCACGCCGUGGGUGCACCCGCAAAGCGUCUUCGCAAAUGCUGUCAUCGCCAGGAGCACGUGGAUGUGCUGUCGCUCACACGCGCCCAGCGCACGCAGCGGCAAAAGUUCAAGCCCAUGCUGUGGAUGUGUGAUCGUUUCCCGCUCUCCCUCCAGGAACAGAUCCUGCCUGUGUUUGAGCUACUCGCGCCAACCAACCACCACAUUGCCAAGCUGCGUGACUUCAUUUCGCUCCGCCUGCCCGGUGGAUUUCCGGUCCAGAUUGAACUGCCGCUCUAUCGCGUCCUCACGGGCCGCGCAACGUUUGAACACUUUUCUUCCCAACCGCCAGACGAAGAGUUGUUUGCAGUUCCCGCCGGCUAUCGCGUGCUCUCUGAGGGCGAUGUUGGCGGCAGCAGCGAGGAAGCCGCACUCGCACGUGCACUCCAACAGGGCCUUCAUGGUGGUGUCGACGCAACCAACGACUACGUGUAUGAGGCGGAUCUGCAGCGCGCCAUUGCGGAGAGUCUCGCCACAUCAUCGUCACAGCAGCACGUUGGCGAUGGUGAGACGGCCGCCAGCGAUAUCGUCACAGAUGCAGAGGUGCACGAUCCAGACCUGGCCGCCGCCAUUCGCGCUUCGCUCAUGAUGGAACAACAACAACAGCAACAACAACAGCAUGCUGGUGAUGAAGGUGAUGUUGACACAGACCACCACCAGCAACAGCAGCGGCCACCGGACGUGAGCGCGGUGUCUGGGGACGAGGAUGCAAUGCUGCGUCUUGCGUUGGAACGCUCAAUGUUGGAGACGCAAUCGGCAACGGCUGGGCAGUCCCGGCAGGAGCGAGAGCAGCAGGAGCAAGAUGAACUCGAGCGUGUGCUCGCCCUCUCCUUGCACGACAAGUGACGCAUGCGUGCGUAUAUGUGUGUAUGUGUGGUUAUCUGUGUUGAGCUGUGGUGAUCUGUGUUGAUCUGUGGUGAUCUGUGUGUGCGUGCGUGUGUGUGUGUAUUUUCGUGUGUGUAUGUGUGCACCUGCUGCAACUCGCCAUUCAUCAGCCCUCGUUCAUCAGGGAUCCACGUUAAUUUCCUCUUGUUAUGGCUUCAUUGCAUACUUCUCAAUGCCCAGUUAUGCCAACAUAAUAAAGCACACACACGCACAGACAUUCACUC
Salpingoeca rosetta is the source of this 2552-nucleotide messenger RNA. RefSeq lists its product as uncharacterized. NCBI's taxonomy places the organism in Eukaryota, Choanoflagellata, Craspedida, Salpingoecidae. The record is from RefSeq and is a predicted model, not a curated record. Gene Ontology annotation, cellular component: cytoplasm. The coding region runs from base 103 to 2289 and encodes 728 amino acids. Gene Ontology annotation, molecular function: protein binding. The transcript is spliced from 8 exons.